Aspergillus pseudotamarii is the source of this 1807-nucleotide messenger RNA. Its product is annotated as NADH:flavin oxidoreductase/NADH oxidase. Bases 355 to 1626 code for a protein of 423 amino acids. The record is from RefSeq and is a predicted model, not a curated record. Gene Ontology annotation, molecular function: FMN binding; NADPH dehydrogenase activity; NADP binding. Gene Ontology annotation, cellular component: intracellular anatomical structure. Lineage: Eukaryota; Fungi; Ascomycota; Eurotiomycetes; Eurotiales; Aspergillaceae. The transcript has 2 exons.
ACAAAUCUGGGUGGCGUCACCAUCAAUGCAAUCCUACUCGGUAAACCUUGGUCCAAUUGCUUCUGCAGAGACUUCUAAGGGGAACUUCUAGUAUCUACCUCAAACUUCGCACUCUCGGAGACAUUCUCCUGUUGCAUUAUGUUUUGUCAGCAAAUUGCAAUGCAUUCAUGACUGGGCAGGAGCAUCAGCGACAAUGUGAAGACAUAUAUAUUCUAGACCUUCAUACAGGUUGUACGACUUAACCUUUCGCUAUUUAGUUAUCUAAAACUCACCUUACCUUGGUAAACCGUCACAAAAUACCCCUCUUCUUUGCUUCUGAAAUUUCGAUAUAGUCAACCACACACAAUCUCAACCAUGGCAAAUUGGCCCGAUGUCCCUACCAAGCCCGCGGAGGGCAUCUCUUACUUUACUCCGGCUCAAACACCCCCUGCCGGUACAGCUCGAAACCCGCAGACUAGUGGGAGGCCAAUUCCAAAGCUUUUCCAACCUCUCACAGUCAGAGGACUGACAUUCCAAAACCGCCUGGGGCUGGCGCCUAUGUGUCAAUACAGUGCGGAUGACGGCCACAUGACUCCGUGGCAUUUGACCCACUACGGCGGCAUUGCUCAACGUGGCCCUGGUUUGAUGAUCAUUGAAGCAACUGCGGUUGUUCCCGAAGGCCGUAUCACUCCAGGCUGUGUUGGCUUGUGGAAGGAUUCCCAGAUUGCACCUAUCAAGCAGGUCAUCGAAUUUGCACAUAGCCAAGGCCAGAAAAUCGGUAUCCAGCUGGCGCAUGCUGGGCGCAAAGCUUCCACAGUGGCACCUUGGCUCGGUGGAGUCAUUGCCACCGAUGCUGUUGGUGGCUGGGUUGACAAUGUGAAGGGUCCCAGCGCCAUCCCAUUCGCACCGGAUGAUAUUAUCCCUAAGGCAAUGACCAAGGAAGAUAUUCAGGAGCUCAAGGACGCUUGGGUUACUGCCGCCAAGCGCGCUCUGGCUGCUGGGGCUGAUUUCAUUGAGAUUCACAAUGCCCACGGAUAUUUGCUCUCAUCCUUCCUCAGUCCUGCAGCCAAUCAGCGGACCGACGAAUACGGUGGCAGCUUUGAGAAUCGACUCCGCCUCCCCUUGGAAAUCGCUAAGUUGACCAGGGAUACUGUUGGCCCCAAUGUCCCGGUCUUCCUGCGUGUUUCUGCCACUGACUGGCUGGAAACCAGCAUGCCCGAGGAGAAAGGCUGGAAGGUCAACGACACAGUCAGAUUUGCAGAGGCUCUGGCCGAACAAGGCUGUGUCGACUUGAUCGAUAUCAGCAGUGGUGGUGUACACAGUGCUCAAAAAGUGAAGUCGGGUACUGCUUUCCAGGUUCCUUUUGCAGCAGCUGUAAAGAAGGCUGUUGGUGAUAGGAUGCUGGUUGCUGCUGUGGGCAUGAUCAAUAGCGGCACCUUGGCUGACCAGAUUCUCAACGAAAAUGAUAUCGAUGUCAUCCUUGUCGGACGGGCUUUCCAGCGUGAUACCGGCCUUGCUUGGCACUUCGCUAAAGAUCUCGAUGUUGAAAUUGCCAUGGCUGCUCAGAUCCGCUGGGGAUUCACCAGCUUCCGGAAUGCCUCGGAAUACAUACAGCCCAACUCUAUGAAGGCAUCGAUUUUCGAAUGAUCGAUCCAUUCUGUAUUUUGCGAGGUCGUUCAUUUGGAGUUAUGAAGAAUUGCAUUGAGUAGGCGCAUAGAUAUAGAUCAUAGAACAUGUGUUUGAGAUAUAAUAGACUAUAGAACCUUUUCAAAUUAUACUGAAAAGCCCUUCGAUCAAUCGAGUAUGUAUACACUAAGCCCACUUCGGC